This is a messenger RNA of Leptosia nina, 1125 nucleotides long. NCBI's taxonomy places the organism in Eukaryota, Metazoa, Arthropoda, Insecta, Lepidoptera, Pieridae. The record is from the annotation of a GenBank genome assembly.
AUGGCAUUUGUUGUUAAGAUAGUUCUUCUCGCUACGCUUGUCUAUAGUACAAGCGCUGGGCUGACGCACGACCACGGCUCAGAUUCUUAUGUGUCCUCCGCUUUACACGCACCAUCUGCUAAUUAUGGCCCACCUUCAACAUCUUAUGGCACUCCCCUUGGAGGACCUUCAGACCUAAGCGGACCUGGUAGUGCUAUUGAUGGCGGCCUAGAACACGGAGACCUAUCUGGACACGGACAUUCUCUAGAUGGACACGGACAUUCUCUGGAUGGACACGGUUCUCUGGAUGGGUCACACGGCGCUGACCUAAGCGGAGGAAUUGGUGGCUCAUUCGGAGGCGACUACUCGUCAUCUGGAUUUCAACCCAUUGCGGGAUCGGGAAUUUCGGGACCCGGUCUAGGUUCUGAUGUUGGUUCAGGAUUUGGCUCUGGCUUAGGAGCUCCAGCAUUCGGCGGUUCUAGCUUAGGAGCACCAGCUUUUGGAGGACCUGGCUUAGGAGCACCAGCUUUUGGAAGUUCUGGGCUCGAUGCUCCAGCAUUAGGCGCACCUGCAUUCGGAGCACCCGCCGAUCUCUCUGCUCCUGGUGUCAUUCAGUCCAAUACUAUUAUUCCCGGUACUCCCGUUGUAUCUACAAACGUUGCUGUCGGACCUCCCAAGAUCAUUGGAACAACUGUAACCGUCGGGCGUCCAGUCGCGGCUGCAACUAGAUACGAACUCCAGUCCGUAGUCCAGAACGUCGUUCGCCGCGUUCCAGUGGAAGUAACAAGGCAUAUUCAGGUCGCUGUGCCACAAGCCGUACCGGUUCCAGUCCGUCAAGAGGUCAAAGUUCCCGUACCGCAGCCUUACCCGGUCAAAGUGGAUGUUGUUAAGCACGUACCUUACCCAGUAUACAAGACCAAACACGUCGAGGUUGAGAGACCGGUUCCAGUGGAGGUUGUCAAACAAGUACCUGUUGAAGUAAUCAGAAAAGUCCACGUACCAGUAGAAAGGCCUUACGAGGUUAUCAAGAAGGUACACGUCCCAAUUGAAAAGCACGUCGAAGUCCCCGUCGUGUCAUGGAAGCCUUACCCCCUUCACAUCAUCAAACACGUAACCCACUACAAAAAGAAGAGCUGCUGCUGGUAG